UGUGAUUGCUCCAUGGCGAAGAAGAGGAGAGCUGAAGAACAGGCUUUGGGGGUCCCGGUCAACAAGAGAAAAUCCCUGCUGAUGAAGCCCCGACACUACAGCCCCAACAUGGACUGCAAAGAAGGUGACAACAGGACCGAAGCAGAGGAGGACGAUGGCCUCUUGGAAACCAACGAUCACCCUACAUCAGAAGAAAUCAUGAUAAAACCUAUGGAUGAGAACCUUCAUUCAACUGCACAAGAAAACUCCAAUGGGAAGGAAGACAGAUAUGGCUGUUAUCAAGAGCUCGUGGUCAAAUCUUUAAUGCACUUGGGGAAAUUUGAAAAAAAUGCAUCUGUUCAGACUAUAAAUGAAAACUUAAAUGACAGCGGCAUCCAGUCUCUAAAAGCAGAGAGUGACGAAGUAGAUGAGUGCUUUAUGAUUCAUUCUGAUGUUGGAAAAGACAAAAUCGAUGAUGUCCAGCUACAGUUCUGCUCCUCUGACGACAAUGAAAGUAACUCUGGAAGUGCAGAAAAUGGUUGGGACAGUGGCUCCAGCUUCUCAGAAGAAACCACACCACACAGAGUCCCAAAGUAUAUUUUAGUGGAAAAUAGAAAAGACCUCCUGGAAGUUCCCGAAAUAAAAACUGAAGGAGACAAGUUUAUCUCUUGUGAAAACGUGUGUGAUUCUGAAACAGAAAGGAGAGCCCCACAGAAUGCUCACAUUUCGGAAGCGCUGGAUGGCAAAGCCCAGCCCUCGUUCCCUGGGGCUGAGGAGGAUGAUACUGAGUGCCUGGCGGGGAUGACGGAAGAGUCUGUUGACCUGCAGAAAGCGAAGGGGAACUUAAGUUUGCUGGAGCGGGCGAUUGCUCUGCAGGCUGAGCGAGGUUGCGUUUUCCAUAACACCUACAAAGAGCUGGACAGGUUUCUGCUGGAGCAUCUAGCAGGGGAAAGGAGGCAAACCAAAGUUCUUGACCUCGGUGGAAGACAAAUCUUUAACAAUAAACAUUCACUGAGGCCUGAAAAGAGAGAAACCAAGUGCCCCAUCCCGGGGUGUGAUGGCACGGGACACGUGACAGGCCUCUACCCCCACCACCGCAGCCUUUCGGGGUGCCCCCACAAAGUGCGGGUUCCCCUGGAAAUCCUUGCCAUGCAUGAAAAUGUGCUCAAGUGUCCCACCCCAGGAUGCACGGGAAGAGGGCAUGUGAACAGCAACCGCAACACCCACAGGAGUCUUUCUGGUUGUCCAAUUGCCGCAGCUGAAAAAUUGGCAAUGUCCCAGGACAAAAAUCAGCUUGAUUCUCCCAAAACCGGGCAGUGUCCUGACCAGGUUCACAGGACAAGUUUGGUGAAGCAAAUUGAAUUCAAUUUCCGAUCACAAGCCAUCACCUCUCCCAGAGCCAUGGCAUCAAAAGAGCAGGAGAAGUUUGGGAAAGUACCAUUUGAUUAUGCCAGUUUCGAUGCCCAGGUUUUUGGUAAACACUCCCUUGUGCAAACAGGUCUAGGACGAAAAACACCACCAUUUCCUGAAUCAAAGCAUUUUUCAAAUCCAGGGAAAUUUCCUAAUCGACUGCCUAGUGCAGGCGCCCACACACAGAGCCCUUGCCAUGCCAGCUCUUACAGCUCCGGUCAACGUAGUGAAGACACCCACAUAGCAGCAGCUGCUGCCAUCCUGAACCUUUCCACCCGCUGCAGGGAAGCCGCAGACCUCCUCUCCAACAAACCGCAGAGUCUGCAUGCCAAGGGAGCCGAGAUAGAAGUGGAUGAAAAUGGCACAUUGGACUUAAGCAUGAAAAAAAACCGGAUCCUGGACAGAGCUGCACCCUUAACGUCCUCUAACACUUCUGUUCCAACUCCUUCCUCUUCCCCCUUCAAAACAAGCAGCAUUCUGGUCAACGCAGCCUUCUAUAAGGCUCUCUGUGAUCAGGAGGGCUGGGAUGCUCCUAUCAACUAUAGCAAAACUCAUGGGAAGACAGAGGAGGAGAAAGAGAAAGAGCCAGUGAGCUCUCUAGAAAAUUUGGAGGAAAAAAAGUUUCCUGGAGAGGCCUCCAUACCAAGUCCUAAACCCAAGCUCCAUGCAAGAGAUCUCAAAAAAGAACUAAUCACCUGUCCAACGCCAGGAUGUGAUGGAAGUGGCCAUGUCACAGGAAACUAUGCAUCCCAUCGCAGUGUUUCUGGAUGUCCUUUAGCAGAUAAGACUCUAAAAUCCCUCAUGGCUGCUAACUCUCAGGAGCUUAAGUGUCCGACCCCGGGUUGUGACGGUUCAGGGCACGUGACUGGAAACUACGCUUCCCACAGAAGCUUGUCCGGCUGCCCUCGUGCCAGGAAAGGUGGUGUCAAAAUGACUCCUACAAAGGAAGAAAAAGAAGACCCUGAACUCAAAUGUCCUGUGAUAGGGUGUGACGGCCAAGGUCACAUAUCAGGUAAAUACACAUCCCACCGCACAGCUUCUGGCUGUCCCCUGGCUGCCAAGAGACAGAAGGAGAAUCCUCUCAAUGGGGCCCCCCUCUCCUGGAAACUGAACAAACAAGAACUACCACACUGUCCCUUGCCAGGCUGCAAUGGGCUGGGCCAUGUAAAUAAUGUUUUUGUCACCCACAGAAGCUUAUCUGGAUGUCCUCUAAAUGCACAAGCCCUCAAAAAGAGCAAGGUCUCAGAAGAGCUAAUGACCAUCAAGCUCAAAGCAACUGGAGGUUUAGAGAGUGAUGAAGAAAUUAGGCAUUUGGAUGAAGAAAUAAAGGAAUUGAACGAAUCCAACCUUAAAAUUGAAGCAGAUAUGAUGAAACUUCAGACGCAGAUCACAUCUAUGGAGAGCAACUUAAAGACGAUAGAGGAGGAGAACAAACUUAUAGAACAGAACAAUGAGAGCCUGCUGAAGGAGCUGGCGGGUCUGAGCCAAGCUCUCAUUUCAAGCCUUGCCGACAUCCAGCUCCCGCAGAUGGGGCCUAUCAGUGAGCAGAAUUUUGAAGCAUAUGUGAAUACACUCACAGACAUGUACAGCAAUCUGGAACGGGACUAUUCCCCGGAAUGCAAAGCUCUGCUGGAAAGUAUCAAACAGGCAGUGAAGGGCAUCCAUGUGUAGGAGUGCAGCGCUGCCGGGCAACCAAAAUCAGCAACAGCAGUGAUACAGACGGAUCUGCCAGGGGCUCCUGUGCUGCUAAGGCACGUAGGUUGCUGUACCGCAUUUACAAUUGCAACAUUGCACUAAUUUUUUUUCCCCCAGCUGACAUAAAAAGAAAGAAAAACUAUGAUAGACUCUGUAGAUUAAAAGCAAUGCAGUCAAAUAUUAGAUCUUAUUUAUUUUCAUAUGUUUUUCUUUUA
Molecule: messenger RNA, 3299 nt
Organism: Diceros bicornis minor
Lineage: Eukaryota; Metazoa; Chordata; Mammalia; Perissodactyla; Rhinocerotidae
Gene: ST18
Product: ST18 C2H2C-type zinc finger transcription factor
Exons: 18
Coding region: 13-3060 (1015 amino acids)
Biological process (GO): regulation of transcription by RNA polymerase II
Cellular component (GO): nucleus
Molecular function (GO): RNA polymerase II cis-regulatory region sequence-specific DNA binding; zinc ion binding; DNA-binding transcription factor activity, RNA polymerase II-specific
Source: RefSeq, a predicted model, not a curated record